CAGGUUCAAUCAGCUUCUUCCACGAGUGUCGGAGCCGGCCGAUCGGGCUCCAAGUCUGUAACCCCUCGAUCAUCUGGUGGCACACAAGUAAAGCAAAGGUAAGAAAAAGAUUAGCACGAAAUUCAUCGAGAUUUACUUCUUAAAGAGAGACUGGAUCGUCUCAUUCUAUCGUCAAGCUUGUUCACUUUUUUCGUUACCGGAUUUGUCUUAGUUUUCUCGCGUGAGGUUUCGUCUGAACAAUGACGUGUUUGAACCAAAGGUUUGUUGAUAUUUGAAAGCAACAAAUUUUUGGACCCAUCCAAAAUUUGUUUCGAUUUCAUGCCCUGGUCAAGUCUGUGUUGCUAUUGUGUAUUAUUUUGUUUUUCUCGUAAAUAAGUCUGUUCUAUUUCUGCCCCGAAUUCUAAAACAUCGCCAGCAUUCGUUGUAGUUUUUCCAUUAUUGUGAGUGAAGUGUUUGUCCUAUUCAUAGUUAAUUGUAUGUCUUAUUUCAUAUGUUGUUCUUUUUUCUACUGCACGUAAGUUAACCUUUUUUGUUGUAUAUGUUUUAUUUGAGCAGGAGUUACUAUUAUUUAUUUCCCAGCUGAGUUUUCAAUAAAGAAAUAAAAUAAAUUUGUAAAAAUAAAUAAAUUUGAAAGAAAGGAUAAAACUGUAGCCAGGGGCUAAUCCUAACCAAAAAAUCACACUUGUAGUUAAUUUAAGGUGAUUAAUAAGGGUAAAUCAUGCAAGUGAUUAACAAAAUCAAAUGACCGCAUAGGGAGAGUCCGAUUUGUUUAAUCACGAGUACAAUUACAGUUCGAAUUGGACGACACAAAGUUCUAUUACCAAUUAAUAUAACUUAAUAUUAAUAUGUAUCAUAACUGUAACAAAAUUAAAACACAGGAUAUUCUGAGAUGUUUGCGAGAAGCAAAAUUAAUGAUUUGAUUUAAGAUCUGUGCAUUAGAGUUAUAAAACUCUUCUUUUUCUUGUAUUUUGUCCACUGUUGAUAUUUGUACCUUUCUUUUAGUUUAACUAUUGUAACUGUAACUUUUUUUGUGUAAAAUAUAUAGAGGAUAUUACCAAUGGCGUGAAGAUAUCAAUUUUAUUUUCGAGUGGCAAAACAAUAUUUUACGAACGAGCGCAGCGAGUGAGUAAAAUAUUGUUUUUGCCAAGAGAAAAUAAAAUUCAUAUCUUCAAGUUGCCGCGUAAUGUUCUUUUUAUUAUAUAGACAAAUUGACAUCGAUAAAAUAAUAGAGGGAAAUUACCAAAAUUACGUCAUCGAUAAACUCACGUGUGAGAUUAUGGAAAAUAAACCACUCAGGUCCCGGAUGUAGUUAAUAUGAAUUAUGAGUGGUAUAUUUUCCAGUAAAACACUUUUUUCUUUUGACUUUCCGGGAAAGAAAAUUCGUCUUUGCCUGCAAAAUGCUGAGGAAUGUGACCACAUGAGUUCACCGUUUUGGUUUGUUAAACAAAGCCAUGUGACAGUAGUUGUUAACGUUUGGCAACAAAAUGAGCUGUCACACCUAUACUAAAUUUGUGGUCUAAAGUCAAGCUCUGCUAUACAGACACUUACAUGUGUACACAUCAAUGUUACUGUCAGUUUGUUUUGUCCCUGAGAAUAAAAAUCCUUUAUAUUUUCUGUAAAUUCAACACGCUUAAUACGGAAACUCCAUUAAUGUGGACACUUUGUAUGGCCCCCCUCAUUGUCAAUUUUUCAGUAGUAUGCCAAAGAGUUUCUCCUCUGUUCCAUUAAACCCUUUUAUCAGGAAUGCCUUGUCCUCCUUGUUGGAAUGCUUUUUAUUGUAAUUGCUGUACAGAAAAAAAUUUCCAAACAUUUAUCUUUCAAGGAAGUAGAGCAAAGUAACAUAACAGAUGUUUCUUGGCGUUGUGAAAACAACAGUGUAGGCAAAAGGCGGUAGUGAUGGAUGAAUAGUUACUCUUAUUUCUCCUAAGCAUCAUGUUUAUGUUUUAUAAACAAGAAUUUUUGACGCCAGUGUGAGACCAAGUGUAUCAGUAUUGUUGUUGUUCUAUCAUUGACAAUUGGGUGGCAGUUUGUGUAUUCUUGACUGUCUUUUCAUUCUCUUGUACUCUGUCAUUAGGUGAAUGCAUCAUCUGUAAGGCCAAGAAGCUUUGAAAGCGUUUACCAGAUACCCUUCUUGCAAUCACUUCUCAAUUAAAAUUCUACUAAAGACAAAGGAAUCUAAAAAAACCCAUUGCUUUUUGGUGUAUUGUUGUUUUAACAGGAAAGGUGGAAGCAGUGCGCCAGCAGCAAGAUCUCGUACAGCAGCAAGUAGCAGUGGAAUGUGGAGAUUUUAUACUGAAGACUCACCUGGACUUAAAGUGUGAGUUUAAAGUGGUUUUCUAUUUUGAAAGCCUUUUUACUCUUACUACUGGUAUAUAAAAUUUUAAAAAUUGUAAUCUUUCUUAGCCCUUCAAACCCUAAGAUCAAAAUUUGAAUUCACAUUUGUUGCCCCUACUCAUUUCCUACCUCAUUACAGUUAUCUGAUAAGAUGUCAAGCAAAUUCAUCCUGUGUGAUCAUGUCCGUAAUUCUCACGACCACUCCGUUUUAAAAAGCAUUGGUAUUACAAGGAGAAAUUUGAUGCUGAUCACUCUUAGGGCUUAAAGGGUUAAAAGUCACGUGGUUGGAGAAAAGAUCCCUCAAUAACCCCACCAUCAUCACCUGAAUGGGUGGAAGGUCUCAUUACAAAUUCUAUUGGGGAGGGGUCUGAACAAGUUGAUUUAAAAUCAUUUUUACUGCAAAUGUUAAGAUUCAACACUUCAUCAUCAGUGGCGGAUCCAGAUCCAGGGGAGUUCUCGCCCCCCUUAUUUUUUGACUGAACUAGCACUGAGGUGCUCUUGUUGAUGGUAAAAUCUUGAAAACUUGAAAGGUACAUUGUAUUGCUCCCGAAAAAGCCAAGUGGGCUGCCUUGAUCCUUUAAGCCCCAAUAUCAACAUGCACAUUCUUCUUCAGCACUGUUUUUAUACAUCCGCUGGAGAGAAUUUGUUCAAACAUAAAGACACUUCACUUUGGUGAUCAUUUCCUUCAUUCUGAUGACCUCUAUGUUUGAUCAGGCAGUGUUAUUAUUGGGAGAAAUUGGAUGCUGGUCACUUUUGACCAGGGGUUUUAAGGGUUAAAUAAAAAAUAGUACUUUUGGUUUACAUUGAGUUUCUGUUUUUGCCAUUCCAUGGAGUGACAUACAUGUAAUAGUAAUGUUAAUAAUAAUAAUAAUAAUAAUAAUAAUAAUAAUAAUAAUAAUAAUAAUAAUAAUAAUAAUAAUAGUAAUAAUUUAUAUUUAUAUAGCACAAAUGUUAUUAAAAUUUUUUGAUGUUUGUCUCUUUCUCUUUUUUUGCUUUUCACAGGGGCCCUGUUCCAGUUCUGGUUAUGAGUUUAUUGUUCAUUGCUUCAGUUUUCAUGCUUCACAUCUGGGGAAAAUACACACGUGGAUAA
Porites evermanni is the source of this 3424-nucleotide messenger RNA. The record is from the annotation of a GenBank genome assembly. NCBI's taxonomy places the organism in Eukaryota, Metazoa, Cnidaria, Anthozoa, Scleractinia, Poritidae.